Messenger RNA from Linum tenue, 396 nucleotides. The record is from the annotation of a GenBank genome assembly. NCBI's taxonomy places the organism in Eukaryota, Viridiplantae, Streptophyta, Magnoliopsida, Malpighiales, Linaceae.
AUGUCUUUUGGAGAGAUGACGAUCCUCCUCCACGACGUGCAACACAUACAUCAACUUCCAUUUGAUGGGCAGCUGAUGGCCUUGAGUUGGAGCGAGUGUGACCAGGCGGAGGUCAACUUGUGUGAGCUUAUGGGGUUUAACUCUGAGCAAAUGCACGUUGGGCAUCAGAGGCACUUUCUUGGAUAUACUGACAACUUCAUGUGGCCUGUCGAGCAGGGGCUUAGGGGAUUGUUGGUUGUCUCACACUUUAACUGUGUUGGAUCUACGAUUGUCUCACACUUUGAGGCACAGUCUUUAGGGCAGGAUAUCCCUUGGGCAACACGAUGGACUAGGCUGCCGUCACCAGGGUUUUUGACCGAUCCUAGUGUGAGGUUGGUGUAUACCGUCAAGCUCUAG